Messenger RNA from Durusdinium trenchii, 837 nucleotides. The record is from the annotation of a GenBank genome assembly. NCBI's taxonomy places the organism in Eukaryota, Dinophyceae, Suessiales, Symbiodiniaceae.
AUGGGACUGGAGACGAGCUGCUUAGUUCAGCCUGGCCCUGGUGCUCCUCGACCCCAAGGUGGCUACACCUCCACGGGAUGCUUCAUCCCAGGAAACAGCUGCAUGACGCCUGGGAAUGUUUGCAUGCGCCCCCCCGACGUGCGGAACGUCAAACAGGGCGAUGGCCAGGUGAAGGCGCAUGUCUUGCGGCGAGUUCCAUGUGAGGUCUUGGAAUCGCUCUCCAAGAGCGGCGUCAAUGGCGUGAACGCGAACCUCGAAGUGCGUUACGCCUCUGCAGAGGAGGCAUGCAAGGCGGCACGGAAGCUGGCAGCCGGUGGGGAUAUGCAACAGGCGCUCAUCGCGUACUCACAGGCAUUGGAUUGGGAUGAGAACAGCCCAAGCCUUUGUGAUGAGUUCGGGCAGUUCUUGCUGGCACAUGGGCAGCUCUCCGGCGCAGAGUACCUUUUCACCAGGGCGCUUUCCCUUGAGCCUCACAAUGCUCAGUACUGCUACCGUCAGGGGGUGGUGCUUCAGCAGCAAAAGCAGCUGAAGCAAGCGGCGCAGUCCUUCACCGCGGCCUUGCAGCAAAAUCCCCGAUUCUUGGGGGCACUCUUCAACCUGGGCAUCGUCCACAAGGAGCUGGGCGAGACGCGUCGUGCAGCUGAGCAGUUUCAAAAGCUGCUGCAGAUCAAUGCUGAGGAUCCCUGUGCACUGGCCUUGCUCGGGGAGUGCCAAGCUGACUUGGGGGACUUUGAAGGUGCUGUCAGGUCCCUGGAAGAUGCUGUGCGUUUGGACCCGCAGAACCGUUCUGCGCAGAAGGAUUUGUUGCGCUUGCGACAGCAGGUCGGUCGCGUGUGA